CACAGUCGGGCCAGACCUCUGCCCACGUGCAGUCCAUCUGUGACGCUCUGGAGGUGCCGCACAUCGAGAACCGCUGGGAUUUCCGCCUCACCCGCGACGCCUACUCCGUCAACCUGUACCCGCACCCCUCCACGCUGUCCCAGGCGUAUAUGGACGUACUGAUGACGCUUCGGUGGCGGAAGUUCACGAUCAUCUACGAGAACAACAACGGUCUGGUCCGCGUCCAGGAGCUCCUCAAGAACCAGUCGUGGCACAUCACACUCCGGCAACUCCCGAACUCCGACGACUACAGACCGCUGCUGAAGGACGCCAAGAAGUCCGGUGUGACCCACGUGGUGCUGGACGUGGAGCGCGACAAGAUCUUCACCGUCCUCAAGCAGGCUCAGCAGAUCGGCAUGAUGACCUCCUACCACAACUACUUCAUCACAUCCCUGGACCUGCACACGGUGGAGCUAGAGGACUUCCGGCACGGCGGCACCAACCUGACGUGCCUGCGGCUCGUGGACCCGGAGAACCCGCUGGUGCAGCGCGUCAUCCAGGACUGGGUGUUCGGGGAGCUGCGCUACGGCCGCACCGUGGAGGCGCCCACCAAGUCCCUGCAGCCCAGUAACAUGACAUUCUUGAAGACGGAGGUGGCGCUUAUGUACGACGCGGUUCAGCUCUUCGCCAAGGCCCUGGAUGACCUCGACCGUUCCAGGCACAUCGACGUGACGCCCCUGGAGUGUGACGGGGACGCUACCUGGGUGCAUGGAAACUCCCUCAUCAAUUACAUGAAGUGGGUCCAGGUGAACGGCCUGACGGGGCUCAUCAAGUUCGACACGGAGGGCUUCAGGAGAGACGUGACCCUGGAUAUUGUGGAACUCACCAAGGAGGGGCUCACGCGCGUGGGGAGGUGGGACCCCGGGAACGGCGCCAACUACACGAGAACGUACAGCGAGGUGCAGCAAGGCAUCGUGGAGAGCCUUCAAAACAAGACCCUCGUCAUCACAAGCAUUCUGGCCGCGCCCUACACAAUGCUGCGAGAGACCUCCGAGCCGAUGACAGGGAACGACCGGUACGAGGGCUUCUGCGUGGACCUGAUCAAGGAAAUCUCGGACAUCCUCGGCUUCAACUACACCCUCAAGAUCGCGGACGACGACAAGCACGGCAACUUCGACAAGAAACUCGGCAGGUGGAACGGCAUGAUCGGCGAGCUGCUGGACCAGAGAGCUGACCUGGCCAUCGGUGACCUGACCAUUACCUACGAGCGGGAGCAGGAGGUGGACUUCACGAUGCCCUGGAUGAACCUCGGCAUUACCAUCCUGUACCGCAAGCCCACCAAGAAGCCGCCCAACCUCUUCAGCUUCCUCUCGCCGCUGUCCCUUGGCGUGUGGCUCUACAUGGCCACGGCCUACCUCGGCGUCUCCCUCCUCCUCUUCGUGCUCGCAAGGUGUUUGUCCGGUGAAAGAGCCUCGGCCUGCACAUCCCGGAGAGGAGAAACAAGAACCUCGGGUAAAACGUAUUGUAUCUCCAGCACUUUGCCCGGCGUCCUGGAAGGCCCUGACCCACACCCCACGGCCGUGUCGACGCGCAUCGUGGCGGGCAUCUGGUGGUUCUUCACGCUCAUCAUGAUCUCGUCCUACACUGCCAACCUCGCCGCCUUCCUCACUGUCGAGCGCAUGGAGUCGCCAAUCGAGUCGGCCGAAGACCUCGCCCGCCAGACUAAGAUCAAAUACGGCUCCCUCUACGGCGGCUCCACCUGGAACUUCUUCAGCACGUCCAAGCUCCCCGUGUACCAGCGCAUGUUCAGCUUCAUGGAGUCCCAGACCCCGACGGUGUACACCAAGUCCAACGAGGAAGGCGUCAAGCGUGUUCAGAAGGGCGACGGCCAGUACGCCUACAUGAUGGAGUCGUCGAGCAUCGAGUACAUCACGGAGCGCUUCUGUGACCUCACGCAGGUGGGCGGCCCGCUAGACUCCAAGAGCUACGGCAUCGCACUCCCGCCAGGCUCACCCUACACCAACGCCAUCUCGGAGGCCAUCCUGAGCCUGCAGGAGGGAGGCAAACUCCAGGCGCUCAGAACACUGUGGUGGAAGAGGAAAAAGGGAGGGGGGCAGUGUAAAGAUGACGAGUCCAAGAGCUCCUCCAAGGCCAAUGAGCUCGGGCUGAACAACGUUGGCGGAGUCUUCGUGGUGCUGCUGGCCGGCAUGGGUCUCGCCUCCGUGGUCGCCGUGUGUGAGUUCAUCUGGAAGUCACGGAAGCUCGCCACGGAGGAACAUUCUCCACCGCCAUCGACGCAAGAGCCGACACUUCGAGGCUCGGAAGAGAAACUCAAGCCACACGACAUACCGACGCCCCCCCUGGCUAUCGCGCGCAGCAACCAGUCCCUGGACCGCAUCUCCCGCCGGUCCGUGCCACCCACGUCCUCCGAGGCUGCCAGCGGGUCAGCAGAGGGAGGCCUGCAGUCCCCUGACCUGCCCUUCCAGCUCAUAUCAACUGUAUGACACUAGGACAACCUAGGUGGUCAACAGCCGGUGCAGGAGCAGACAGUCAUCCUGCACAUCGCUCGUUCUCGACUCUAGGCUCAAGAAGAAAGGCAAUCAUAUAUUUUUUACAAAAUACUAUACGUAAAGCUACCUUAGGGCGUCAUGAAGUGAUAUGUAAGUAAGUUUGUCUUUCAUGCUUACGUACACGGUGUACAUGAGGUUUUCUACGUUACAUACACGAAUAUUUAGUGUCGCUUUGAUACUUGUUGAACAAUGUUCUGGACCUUCCCAAGCAGUGGAAUAGAAAAUUGGAAACAGAUUCUUAACUCGUUCAAUACUUUUCACGAACACUAAACAUUCUCAGGCAAGACACGUGAGAAGCAUAGGUAACACGCAACCUCGGUCUUCUGGGCAUCCUGCCAAGGCUGUGUCCGCCACUACUGUACUCCUGACGCUGCACAGCGAGGUGACACUGAAGACAAACAAACGCCGUCAUUACAUUUUCAAGUUCAAAUCAAAUAAUACACAUGAAUGCGUGAGAAUCCAUUUUUAUACAGCAAGGAAAUCAACGGAAGUCAUAGUUACUUCCCGUGAAAUGUGUGGCUGCAGGGUAACUCGCUCAUCUGGUUGUGCUCGAGAGGCAGACUAAGAAAACCUCUCCUUAGGACAACAGGUACAGCUGAGAACUAAUUCAAGGGAUAAAAUCUCACGAGGCAUGAGAUGAAGUAUAGGGGAGUGUGUGGAGAAAAAGUCAGUGGCAUAUCAUUUUUUUCAGUGGAUAUGAGUUAAGCAUUCUGAGAAAAAUGUUAAUUCUUAUCACCCUGAGGAGAGUUAUGACAUGAGGGAUGCUGAUGACAUGACUGAGACAUUUCUUGACGGUGAAAUUAUAGAAAAAAAAAUCACAGUUAUGGAAGGUGUUCAUGUUUACUACUGAAUUAUCUAGGACUGUAAAUUAUCACCACUAAGGCAUAAGUUGUUGUUGAAUUAGCCAGAUUCUCAUGUUUGGAGCAGAGAGCGCCAAACACAACACUCGUGGAAAUACCAAUACUUUUUUUUCAGAUUAUUUACGUCUGUUUAAAUGUAUUCGUAUUCACCGGCUCCACAAUUUUUUAUUAUUAUUUUUAAGAUCAUAUAUAUUUUUUAUAUUAGAAUCAGAAUGUUGUCUUUUAUAAGGUAUUGUCUGUAUUUUUACAUGUAAUGCAUUUAUUGUCAUUUAUUGUUUUCUAUAACUAAAUGAAGGUUCACUGGUGAGGCCAAGAGCUCGGUUCACAGGAAGUCAAUUUUGUAGACAAUGUUCAUGCAAGCGUUCGUUGAAAUGUGAAUUGUAAAAGGAAAGAAAGCAAGAAAGUGGUCGUGAGAAACGUCUUGCACUCCACUGACGUUUUUUUACAGUAAAGAAAGCAGCUCAAGGGCUAAAAAACAAAGCAAAAAAAAGUAACAAAAAAGCCCGUUCAGUGCUACUCCUGUGAGAGUAAAGAGAAGUGAGGCGUCAGAAGAAAGAGUCAAUCUGAGUUACGUGAAAUGAUGACAAAUGUUCACAGGGAAAAGACUAACUUCCAUCUCCGCGUAGUCACCACCCGGGGAAACUAAGCUUAACGUUAUGAUCAAAGCAUGGCAAACAAGCUUCUGUGUUAGUUUAUUGUUUGUUUCCGACCUGUUCUUGUUUACGAUUUUUUUAUGCUCAAGGAAAGACCAGCCAAGGACGCAAGUGUUGGCCGCACGUCACGUUAUGUUACUUUUUAUCUUUUAAGUUCACUAUUCUCUUGAGGUUCAGUUGUUGUACGUGUAAUGUAAACGAUCUAUUCCUGUACUCUCCCAUUCAGUUAUGACGAAAUACAUUAUUACAAACUUUU
Molecule: messenger RNA, 4318 nt
Organism: Eriocheir sinensis (Chinese mitten crab)
Lineage: Eukaryota; Metazoa; Arthropoda; Malacostraca; Decapoda; Varunidae
Product: glutamate receptor ionotropic, kainate 2-like
Exons: 17
Coding region: 150-2483 (777 amino acids)
Biological process (GO): modulation of chemical synaptic transmission; monoatomic ion transport; synaptic transmission, glutamatergic
Cellular component (GO): postsynaptic membrane; plasma membrane
Molecular function (GO): transmitter-gated monoatomic ion channel activity involved in regulation of postsynaptic membrane potential; glutamate-gated receptor activity
Source: RefSeq, a predicted model, not a curated record